Molecule: messenger RNA, 1926 nt
Organism: Tupaia belangeri chinensis (Chinese tree shrew)
Lineage: Eukaryota; Metazoa; Chordata; Mammalia; Scandentia; Tupaiidae
Gene: RPN1
Product: ribophorin I
Cellular component (GO): membrane; oligosaccharyltransferase complex
Source: RefSeq, a predicted model, not a curated record
GUGAAGGGAGAAGAUGAGGAAGAGAACAACCUCGAAGUACGAGAAACCAACGUCAAGGGCACAAGUGGGAGAUUCUUCACGGUCAAGCUCCCAGCGGCUCUUGAUCCUGGGACCAAGAUUUCCGUCAUUGUGGAAACAGUCUACACCCAUGUGCUUCAGCCAUAUCCGACCCAGAUCACCCAGUCAGAGAAGCAGUUUGUGGUGUUUGAGGGGAACCAUUACUUCUACUCUCCCUACCCGACGAAGACUCAGACCAUGCGUGUGAAGCUCGCCUCCCGCAAUGUGGAGAGCUACACCAAGCUGGGGAACCCCACACGCUCUGAGGACCUCCUGGAUUAUGGGCCUUUCAAAGACAUCCCUGCUUAUAGUCAGGACACGUUUAGAGUCCACUAUGAGAACAACAGCCCUUUCCUGACCAUCACCAGCAUGACCCGUGUCAUUGAGGUCUCCCACUGGGGCAACAUUGCUGUGGAGGAGAAUGUGGACUUGAAGCACACGGGGGCUGUGCUCAAGGGGCCUUUCUCGCGCUACGAUUACCAGAGACAGCCGGAUAGUGGGGUGUCCUCCAUCCGCUCUUUUAAGACCAUCCUCCCUGCCGCGGCCCAGGACGUGUACUGCCGGGACGAGAUCGGCAACGUGUCCACCAGCCACCUCCUGGUUCUGGAUGACUCCGUGGAGAUGGAGGUCCGGCCACGCUUCCCUCUCUUCGGAGGCUGGAAGACCCAUUACAUCGUGGGCUACAACCUGCCGAGCUACGAGUACCUCUAUAACCUGGGGGACCAGUAUGCGCUGAAGAUGCGGCUUGUGGACCACGUGUUUGACGAGCAGGUGGUCGACUCCCUAACGGUGAAGAUCAUCCUGCCCGAAGGGGCCAGGGACAUCCAGGUCGAGAGCCCCUACGACAUCAGCCGUGGCCCCAACGAGCUGCACUACACCUACCUGGACACGUUCGGGCGCCCCGUGGUCGUCGCCCACAAGAAGAACCUGGUGGAGCAGCACAUCCAGGACGUGGUGGUCCACUACACGUUCAACAAGGUGCUCAUGCUGCAGGAGCCCCUGCUCGUGGUGGCUGCCUUCUACGUCUUGUUCUUCACUGUCAUCGUCUACGUGCGGCUCGACUUCUCCAUCACCAAGGACCCGGCUGCGGAAGCUAGGAUGAAGGUGGCCUGCAUCACAGAGCAGGUCCUGACCAUGGUCAACAAGAGGAUCGGCCUAUACCGUCACUUUGACGAGACUGUCAACAGGUACAAGCAGUCGCGGGACCUCUCCACCCUUAACAGCGGCAAGAAGAGCCUAGAGACGGAGCACAAGGCCCUGACCAGUGAGAUCGCACUGCUGCAGUCCCGGCUGAAGGCAGAGGGCUCCGACCUGUGUGACAGAGUGAGCGAGAUGCAGAAGCUGGAUGUGCAGGUGAAGGAGCUGGUGCUGAAGUCGGCGGUGGAGGCCGAGCGGCUGGUGGCUGGUAAACUCAAGAGGGACACGUACGUCGAGAACGAGAAGCUCAUCUCAGGGAAGCGCCAGGAGCUGGUCGCCAAGAUCGACCACAUUCUGGAUGCGCUGUAGCCCCAGCCCUGGCCGCUCGAUGGCAGGUGGCAGGUGGGGUGGCGUGAGGGCAGCGACAGCUCGCAUCGUACUUCGUGACAGGCCGUUAAGGAAGAGAAACCAGGCCUACCUUAGUGUGAGAACCUUGGCCCUGUCCCUAAACCUUUUUUUCUUUUUUAAACCUGAAUACUUUAUUAAAAACAGAACAUCUUUGUGUUUCGAAGAAAAUAAUUUUCAGUGGUUCAUUGGUAUUGCUUUGAAGCUUCAAAUAUCUUUUUCAGCCUAUAGGCCCGUUUUAUGUCCUAAUUUUAGAUGUUUGGGCACUUUGAGUGUGUUUUUUUAAUGUGUGUGUGUUCAAAUGAAAAUAAAAGUAGGGGCUGUGCA